AUCGUAGCGGCCGCAAUGUAGGAACCUGCAUCCAGCAACACCGAACAAAGUUAGUUGCAUGCGGAUCAUCUGCGGUUUGGAAAAUGUUACGCGAAGUUAGUGUUUUGUUGAGUGUAAUUUGCGCAGCUUUGGGAGACUAUCAAAGCUUCAAUGAAGCUGUGUUUGACUUAAGUUUUCAUUAUGACAACUCUACACCCCACUGGCCAAAUGCUUUGGCUUUUAAAUUCAUUAAAAUUAUCGCACAAUCCGACGAAUCAGCCAACUGGUAUGCAUCCAAUGAUUUUUGCAUGGGUGAACACGGUGGGACACAUUUCGACGCUCCGUAUCAUUUCAACCGCGACGGUUGGAAAGUCGCCGACGUACCCGUUUCGAAACUAAUCAACAAGGGCUACGUCCUUGACGUUGAGGUGCUCGGGGACGGCGCAACGACGGCCGACACAAUGCUUCAACCUCGACACAUUCAACAGUUUGAGAAGAAACUUUUUGGGGAGGGCGGACGCUUACCGGCCGAUUCGAUAUUGCUAAUUCGAUUUAAUUGGGGCCGACAUUACGGCACUGCUGAAUAUUACAACGUGCAGAAAACCGACAACGAGAGCGAGUUGAGUUUGUCCUUUCCGGGACUGAGCCUGGAGGCGGCCAAGCUGCUCGUUGAACGAAAAAUUGCCGGCGUUGGCGUGGACACUGCCAGUCUAGAUCCAGGCAAGUCGAAGACUUUCGACGCACAUCGAAUUUUAUCGAAAGCAAACAUUUUCGGUAUCGAAAACGUCCACAUACCAGCUGACUUGGCUACAUACAACGACAGAUUCGUAAUUUAUGCCAUGCCAAUGAAGAUAUUGGAAGGAACCGGCGCUCCAUGCAGGAUUCUCGCCGUUGUACCCAAGAAGAACUGAACAGAAGACAACGAUUAAGUGCAUGGAGUGAUUAAUUUGUUUUAUGUACUCACGAACUCAUUAUAAUAUAAAUUGAAUGAAUACGAUGCGCAAAA
Dalotia coriaria is the source of this 985-nucleotide messenger RNA. Its product is annotated as kynurenine formamidase-like. The coding region runs from base 84 to 890 and encodes 268 amino acids. The record is from RefSeq and is a predicted model, not a curated record. Gene Ontology annotation, molecular function: arylformamidase activity. NCBI's taxonomy places the organism in Eukaryota, Metazoa, Arthropoda, Insecta, Coleoptera, Staphylinidae. The transcript has 2 exons.